UGUUGUAUGUGUUUUGUGCACAGUUAAAGAAAUGUCCCCAUUCCAGCCCCCUAUGGUUGCUUCUGUCCAGACUUGAAGAGAAAGCUGGCAACCUUACAAGAGCCCGAGCCAUACUAGAGAAAGCACGCCUGAAAAACCCACAGAAUCCGGAGUUAUGGUUGGAAUCUGUAAGAUUGGAAUAUAGGGCUGGCCUGAAGAAUAUUUCAAAUACAUUAAUGGCAAAGGCUCUUCAAGAAUGUUCAAACUCUGGUAUACUUUGGGCUGAAGCUGUUUUCUUGGAAGCAAGACCACAAAGAAAGACCAAAAGUGUCGAUGCUCUGAAGAAAUGUGAGCAUGAUCCUCAUGUCCUCCUGGCGGUGGCCAAAUUGUUUUGGAGUGAGCGUAAGAUAACCAAGGCCAGAGAAUGGUUCCACAGGACUGUGAAAAUCGACCCUGACCUGGGAGAUGCUUGGGCUUUGUUUUAUAAAUUUGAGUUGCAGCACGGCACGGAGGAGCAGCACGAGGACGUAAAAAGGCGGUGUGAAAACGCAGAGCCGAGACACGGGGAGCUGUGGUGUGAAGUAUCCAAAGACAUCAGGAACUGGCAGAGAAAGAUCGGGGAGAUUCUUGUGCUCGUGGCCACUCAAAUAAAAAAUACAUUUUGAAUGAAUGUGUCGAGAUAUUAGUGUUUAUAUUUUUUAUUGGAAUAGUCGAUAGUACUUUAGCGCAGAGAUCAGAAUCUGUGCUCUGUCUUCCUGUCCCCUGUGUAAUUUAAUUACAUGAUAUUUAUCCCAACUUUCCUGCACCUUUUUCUGCCGGGUAAGAGUUUUGUCAUUGUGUACGAUACUUUUGUUUUUAAAUGAAUGAGUGGUAUUGACCAGUGGGGACUUUUAUUUUAAAAAGCUAACUUGAUGCCGUUUAGUGUAGGAGCUGUUAAACGUUAAAGGGAUAGACUGUGAAGUUAAAUAUCAUUUUAAGAAUUGAUCCUAUUGCUGUAGAAAACAUAAAUGAUACGAGCAAAAGUGUGAAAUAUUUCAAUGUUUUGUCUGAGCAAGUUGUUUAAAUUUCCUUUAUUAUCUGUCAAAGGACAUGUAAGCAUGUUUACUUUUUAAUAAAGAUUUAAAGUGAAAUUAA
Leucoraja erinaceus (little skate) is the source of this 1113-nucleotide messenger RNA. RefSeq names its product pre-mRNA-processing factor 6-like. The record is from RefSeq and is a predicted model, not a curated record. Gene Ontology annotation, cellular component: U4/U6 x U5 tri-snRNP complex; catalytic step 2 spliceosome. Gene Ontology annotation, molecular function: protein binding. Gene Ontology annotation, biological process: mRNA splicing, via spliceosome; spliceosomal tri-snRNP complex assembly. Lineage: Eukaryota; Metazoa; Chordata; Chondrichthyes; Rajiformes; Rajidae. The transcript is spliced from 5 exons. The coding region runs from base 216 to 644 and encodes 142 amino acids.